This is a messenger RNA of Cercopithifilaria johnstoni, 1482 nucleotides long. The record is from the annotation of a GenBank genome assembly. NCBI's taxonomy places the organism in Eukaryota, Metazoa, Nematoda, Chromadorea, Rhabditida, Onchocercidae.
AUGUUUUCUGCAAGUGCAGCUCUGCGGAAGGUACUCUGCAGACAAGGUUAUGAUACCAGCAAAAACGAAAAGGAUUCGGCCCGCGAAAAAGGAUCUGUUUUUUUGUCAUCAUUAAGUCUGCGCAAUAACUCUGUUCAAGCUAAUGCACAGCAACUGCGUUUUGGCCAAUUUAAAUCUCGAUUCCUGAAAAGUACCACAAAAAACCCUUCAUUGGAAUGUGACCGAUCACUUUCAAUUUCGAAUAAUUCAAAUACUAUUGGAAAAUUGAGUGUUUCCUCGAAUAUAUCAGAACAUAGUUGUAGCGCUUCCCUUAUUUCUGCUUGUACAUUGUCAACGAUCUCAGCCCACCUUUCACUUCGACAAUUUCGGAAAACUUCUGCUCCGGUCAGUCCAUUUAACUUGUCGUCCGAGCAGUUACCACUACACCCUCCUUACGAUGGAGCUACUCCCGAAUUCUUCAAAGUUAUAUUCGAAAGUCAGGAUGCUGUUUAUUCAUCGUUCAUGCGCGCACACAAAUGCUACGACCUAAUUCCUACAAGUACGAAAUUGGUGGUUUUUGAUACUGAACUGCUGGUGAAGAAGGCCUUUUUUGCUCUUAUCUACAAUGGAGUUCGGGCAGCCCCUCUAUGGGAUAGUAAGAGGCAGGAAUUUAUUGGCAUGCUCACUAUUACUGAUUUUAUUCGAAUACUUCAAAAGUAUUGUACAAAGAAUGGUUCAAAAAAUGAAGAUAUAGAAGACCUUGAGAAACACAAAAUAGCAACCUGGCGUGAAGAACUGGAACAGGAUGGUCAUUUGAAGCCACUAGCUUCCAUAAGUCCUUGUGAAAGUCUUUUCCAAGCAGUUCAAGUUCUCUGUAAAGAAAAAGUGCAUCGUUUGCCAGUGAUGGAGGAGUGUACUGGCAAUAUCGCUUUCAUUCUUACUCACAAGCGAUUGAUGAAAUUCCUUUAUCUCUAUAUGAUUGAUCUGCCUCGUCCAUCCUUCAUGGAGAAAACACCUCUUGAACUAGGUAUUGGUACAUGGAAUAAUGUCUCAACGAUUACUCAGAAUACUCCAUUGAUAGAUAUUAUGAAUAUAUUUCUUUCUAAACGAGUGUCUGCUUUACCUGUACUGGACGAGAAUGAGAAAGUUGUCGACAUCUAUGCUAAAUUUGAUGCUAUAAAUUUGGCAGCUAAUAAAUCAUAUACUGAUUUGGAUAUUACAGCACAGGAAGCUUUACGGUAUCGUGUUGAUUGGUUCGAGGGAGUGCGGUGUUGUUCACCUGAUGAUUCACUAAUGAUGAUUGUAGAAAUGAUAGUUCGUGCCGAAGUACAUCGAUUGGUGGUCGUUGACCACAAUAACAAAGUAACAGGAAUCAUUUCACUUUCAGAUAUAUUGCGCUUUUUGGUUCUAGAACCACCAGUUACACCACCUGGAAAUUGUAGUCCUGACUUUGCAAUGGAUGAUGUGAUUGGAAGUAAUGAUGAUGAAAUAUAUUGUUCGUGA